This is a messenger RNA of Cydia amplana, 1072 nucleotides long. RefSeq names its product CDK-activating kinase assembly factor MAT1 (gene Mat1). Bases 54 to 992 code for a protein of 312 amino acids. The record is from RefSeq and is a predicted model, not a curated record. Gene Ontology annotation, cellular component: transcription factor TFIIH holo complex. NCBI's taxonomy places the organism in Eukaryota, Metazoa, Arthropoda, Insecta, Lepidoptera, Tortricidae. The transcript is spliced from 5 exons. Gene Ontology annotation, molecular function: cyclin-dependent protein serine/threonine kinase activator activity. Gene Ontology annotation, biological process: positive regulation of cyclin-dependent protein serine/threonine kinase activity; regulation of transcription by RNA polymerase II; nucleotide-excision repair.
GGUUUUUUGCAAAAAGUGAUUAAUUCAAUAAUAAACUUUACGAGAUCAUCAUCAUGGACGACCAAGCUUGUCCACGUUGUAAAACGACUAAGUAUAGAAAUCCAUCGUUAAAAUUGAUGGUAAACGUUUGUGGCCAUGCUUUAUGUGAAAGUUGUGUAGAUCUACUAUUUUUAAAAGGAUCCGGUUCCUGCCCCGAUUGCAACGUGCCACUACGACGGAGCAACUUCCGUGUCCAAUUAUUUGAAGAUUCCAUGGUUGAAAAAGAAAUAGAUAUUAGAAAACGAGUAUUGAAAGAUUAUAAUAAAAAAGAAGAAGACUUUGCUACUCUAAGAGACUACAAUGAUUACUUGGAAGAAAUAGAAACUAUUAUAUUUAAUUUAAUGAAUAAUAUAGAUGUAGUAGGUACUAAUAAAAGGAUUGAGCAGUAUAAGAAGGAAAAUAAAGAACUUAUUAAUAAGAACAAAGCAAAAAUUGGUCGGGAAGAAUUAGAGCUUGAAGAAAUUCUAGAAAUUGAGAAACAAAUGGAGGAACUCAAGAGAUCAGAAAUAGUCCGUCUCGAACAAGAGGCUAAGAAGGCCAAGAUUCGGGAGAAGGAGGCUUUGAUUGACGAGUUGAUGUUUGCUGAUGGUGAUGCCAAAGACAUCUUGAACACAUUUGCUCAAAAUGCCAUUGCCAAUAAGCAGGAGCCCGAGGUGGUGCCUAUUGUGCCAAAGGUAACUCACUUCUCCUCUGGAGUUAAGUUCACAAGAGGAGCCAGCGGCCAGCAACCAUUACCAACCUUCGAAGAGGGCCCUCUGUUCAAGUAUGAGGCUCCAGUCAUACCGGACCGCUGUGGGCCUGAUGCGCCAACCAUUCAGGAGAUUGUUACUGGUGGAUACUUGCAACAUGUUAGAGCAGAGAAUGAAGCAGAGAAGGCUGGUGGUUACUCAUCGACUCUGCCGUGCUUGCGUGCCCUUCAGGACGCCCUGGCUGGCCUCUAUCAUGCUAGCUGACCCGGAGACCCCACCGAAACUGUCAUUAUACUCGACUAGCUAUCUUGGCUGCAAUCCAACUGAAGCCAAACAGAACGAAA